This is a messenger RNA of Penicillium olsonii, 867 nucleotides long. The record is from the annotation of a GenBank genome assembly. NCBI's taxonomy places the organism in Eukaryota, Fungi, Ascomycota, Eurotiomycetes, Eurotiales, Aspergillaceae.
AUGGCGCCCCCAACUGCUACCGAGACUGUUACUCACAGCAAACAAUCAUCUCAAACAGUCGGUGCCGAGAAAGCAACCGUCAAGAUGCAAAUGCCAACAAUGCCAGUUUUCGACGAUAAGAUGAAAGAGCGAGAAUACCUGAAAGGCCGCUUAGCCGCUGCAUUCCGAAUCUUCGGUGACAAGGGAUACGACGAGGGCAUGUGCGUAGCGGGACACAUCACAGUCCGAGAUCCAGUAGACCCAUCAACAUUCUGGGUCAAUCCAUUCGGCACCGCAUUCAAAUUAAUGAAAGCAUCGGACUUGAUUCAAGUCGACCACAGCGGAAAGGUGAUUGCAGGAGGCCCGAACCGGAUGCUCAAUGCCGCGGCCUUCAUGAUCCAUUCAGCCAUUCACGCCGCACGACCAGAUGUCAACUGCGCGGCGCAUAGUCAUAGUCUGCAUGGACGGGCGUUCUGCUCGCUGGGCCGACCGCUCGAUAUCAUCUCCCAGGAUUCCUGUGCGUUCCACAAUGAUCUCGCACUAUACGAUUCUUUCAAAGGCGUCGUGCUGGCCGAGGAAGAAGGACAGAAUAUCGCCACGGCGUUGGGGAAUAAGAAAGCGGCGCUUCUGCAGAACCACGGGCUCUUGACUGUUGGUGGAACAAUCGAAGAGACGGUCUUUUGGUUCGUGAGUCUGGAGAAAUGCUGCUACGCACAGCUCCUGGCCGAUGCGGCUGCUGCCGGGCGUGGUGGACAGACUGUCAAGAUUGAUGAAGCCGAUGCGGCAUUCACGUACAAGACGGUGGGAACUCCGAAGGCCGGAUGGUUCAGCGCAAAGCCUCUAUUUGAUGUGAUCCACGCAGAGACUCAGGGCGCCUAUUUGGAAUGA